AUGUUGGUCUUCGCUGCUUACCCUACUGAACAGGACAUUGAAGAAUUUAAAAAUCUGGCAUAUCAUAUCAAUACAAAUGGCUUUAGUCCAUUUUUCGUAGCAUCUUUGUAUCCUGAAGGAGAGGAAGAAUUUACACAAUCACGAGUACUUAUAGCAGCCUGUGUAAACUUAGUAUUUAAUUUAAUUUGCGAAAUUACGGGUCUAGCUAAUUUUCUGCCAUUUCUUUUUGCGUGGUCUCCUGUUCUUAAUCCUGCUGCUGUCCUAUAUUUCGUGAGAGAAUUAUGGCGUCCUCUGCAAAAACUUUUACCUUUUUCCAAAGUGGUUCCAAUAGCACGUGAGACGACUACGGACAUACAAGGCGCCAGGAAUCAGCCAAAGGAUUACCGACUACGCGAACUGCUUAUCAUAUACCCUCUGUUGUUCGUCAAUAAGUUUCGAAUGAAAUUCUAUUCUCGCUAG
Cylicocyclus nassatus is the source of this 459-nucleotide messenger RNA. NCBI's taxonomy places the organism in Eukaryota, Metazoa, Nematoda, Chromadorea, Rhabditida, Strongylidae. The record is from the annotation of a GenBank genome assembly.